AUGGGGGAGGUGCCGAUGUGCAGCGUCGUGCCGCGCCGCGCCGCCGCGCACUUCCGCCUGCGGCACCACGGGGUGCGCCGCAAGGUCCACGUCGUCCGGCUCGGGAACGGCGGCGCCGGCGCACGGCGGGCAGGUAGCGCCCGCGGGCUCUGCAGACUCCGGCGCAUGAUCAAGCUCCGGUAUCUCGGCAGCAUCAUGUGGCGCCUCACCGGGCUCUGCGCGGCGGCGAUGUCGGGACCAUCCCGUGUUUCCGACGGCAUGCAUGGCAUGGAGCCGUGCUUCGGCCGACCCUUUGUGUCGGCCAUGCUGGUGAGGCGCGCGGGACAAGACUGCUAG
Molecule: messenger RNA, 336 nt
Organism: Lolium rigidum
Lineage: Eukaryota; Viridiplantae; Streptophyta; Magnoliopsida; Poales; Poaceae
Exons: 1
Coding region: 1-336 (111 amino acids)
Source: RefSeq, a predicted model, not a curated record